Molecule: messenger RNA, 747 nt
Organism: Porites lobata
Lineage: Eukaryota; Metazoa; Cnidaria; Anthozoa; Scleractinia; Poritidae
Source: the annotation of a GenBank genome assembly
AUGAGUGAUUACUGGAAUAAUGAUGAAUGGAUUGACGUCGCUCAAUCGAAGCUUCCAUGGCCCGCCUUUGACGUCAACAUGAGCGCUCAGGUGCACAAAGAUUUUCAAAGCAUCGCGAAUUGGAUGGCUCACGUUCUUAUCAAAUCAGAGAUGGGUGAUUCGUUCAAAGCCUCAACGGACAAGGAAUCUAAGUCAUUUGACCCGUGCAGAAACGAUUUGGAACGAAGGCAAGCCAUUCACUUAAUGAAACUAGCAUUCUUUCUAGCUGAGCGAACAGAUGAUCCACGAAAAGGAGUUGGAGCAGUGAUAGUAAACAUCUGUAAAGAUGUUGUAGGUUUAGGUUGGAACGGAUUUCCAACGAAAUCGCUGUAUGGCGAGUUUCCAAGAGCCGCCGACAAAGACCCACCCGUGGGGGGUAAAGCAGACAAGAAGUAUCCAUAUAUCAUCCACGCUGAACUGAACGCGCUACUACUGCGGAACACCAAGAACAUCGUAGAUACAACCCUGAUUGUAACGAUGACACCAUGCGAUGACUGCACUCCUCUGAUUGAGAUGCAAGGGAUCAAAACAGUUGUUUUGGGAGAAAAGAUGCGACGGGAUACAAGGGGACUGAUGAACUUUACAAAGUUUCCACAGAGGGUUGAUGAUAAAGGUGACCCGAUUGUGUGCUUUGAACUUCAAAAACAGCCGCAGUCCCAGAAAAGAAAAGCUGAUGAUGACUCUAGCGGUGAAACGGAAGAAAUGAAG